Messenger RNA from Cladocopium goreaui, 3894 nucleotides. The record is from the annotation of a GenBank genome assembly. Lineage: Eukaryota; Dinophyceae; Suessiales; Symbiodiniaceae.
AUGAGAUCAAAGCAUUCAGGUGGCUAUGUCGGCUUGUUCAUUGCUGCUUUUUGUUGCCUGCAAUUGGCCACAGUUGGCCCUUGGAGCUCCCCACCCAAAAGAUGUUUCGCUGCAACGGAUUCGGAAAUUGUCAAGUUGCAGCAGCGCCGGGAUCAGUUGAAAUGUUGCUUGAAAAGCAUGAAAUUUCCGCCGCCAAAAACAUUCACCGUUGAUGGCCAGAUCUAUCCCCUUCCACUUAAAACUAUUGGGCCACCUCCUGGUGAGCCCUCGCGGGAAGAGCUGGAGUACUUGGCAGGUUUCUUUGAUGGAGAUGGCUGUGUGACGAUGGCAGGUAGAUCGGUUGUGCUUUCAGUCAGCCAAAGCAUAGACUCUGCGAGAGUUCUCCUUCGUUUUCGUGAGGCAUUUGGUGGGGGCGUUCGCCUUUCAGAGAACCGGCACGGCUGUUGUCGAGCUGUUUUGGAGUGGUAUAUUUGUGGUAAUGCUUCAAGGCGAGCAGCCAGUUUGAUGGCCACGGUUGCCUGCUUGAAGCAGGCUGAGCUCAAGAUUGCGUCAAGUAGAGUUUCAGGUUUGCAGCUGGGCACUGUUCGAGCCAAGCUGAAGACUUUAAAGAAACCAACUCAUAUUCCAAUGCAGUUUUGUGGCUCUUGGCAAUAUUUUAGUGGAUUUUUUGAUGCGGAAGGCUGCAUUGUUAUAACGCAACUCUUUGCGCUGAGACUAAUCGUCAGGCAAAACAACCGCUACAUUCUGGAGUACCUGUUGAAAUUCUUGCACCAGAGUCAUUUGGAUCGCUGGAAAUUACACGGAGACAACUCCAGUCCUUCAUGGGUCCUUGUGUGCGAACAUAGGGGGACUUGUUUGCUAACGCUGCGGCACUUGGUGGACCACGGGUUGAGCCUCAAGAAACCGCAGGCUGACUGUGUCCUUGAAACCAAACCCAGUUGCGACACCAACUUGGCCUUGAGGGAAGCUGUGUCCGGCUUGAGUGGGCAACAAAGUCGCUUCGAACGUCUCGACGGUCAAGGAGUCCUGAGAGCUCAAGCCAUCCAGAGACUUCAGAAAAGGCUGAGAAGAAGUUCAUGCCCAAAAGAGGCUGAACGUUUGAAAGAAAAGAUCAAGAAACUUCAGCAGAAACACGCCAAAGGUAAAUUGCUAUGUCAAAUUCGGACACUGAAAGCUGACAUUUGCCAAAAUUUGUCAGAAGGAGGCUAUUUUGUUUCAAGUUCGGAAGGAGAAUCGGUUCAACUCCUCCAAUCCUUGGAGGCCUUGGCAGAUGCAAAUCACUUGCGCUGUGGAUGUUUGCUCCUAGUCUUGCAGGGUCACGCGCAGAGUUUGCAAGAGCUGACCAAGGCGUUGGUGCGGAGAACUGCUUAUGAUAUGGCACUGGCUGAUGGUUUGAUGGUGUUGGGUUUCUUCGUGCCCCUGGCCUUGUGUGCCACUGCCCUGCUGGGAAGGGUCGUCUACGCACUCUCCGGCGAGAUCUGUGAGGCGGUCUCUGCUGCUGCAGUUGUGUUGGCGGCUCAGCCUAGGGCCCUGUCUCCACAAAAGAGGGUACUGAAGUGGUUCUUGUGCCCAAAGCUGUUGGAACUGCAAGGCUCAGCGUAUAGAGAAUCCCCGGGCUCAAAGAUAGCCCCGGCUGCGCGUUGCGCAGCCUUUUCGUCUUCCGAAUCCAUCAGGGCUGAGUUUGGCGUCCUGGUGGGUCACAUUGCAAUGCAGGAGGUAGUUCUGAGUCAACGGCCUCAACCUGAAAUCUACUCAUUGCCUGCGGCUUCCUCUGUGGUUUUGGGUGAGUAUGUCUCUGUGGACCCAGUUCUGAUCAGCGAGCGUGCCCGCCAAUCUGCCCAGUAUGCGCAGGCUGUUGGCCGGCAUGGGCUACUGCGACAGUUUCAGCAGAAGAAUGGCCGAAUGUCCAUCUUCUUCGACGAUGGCGGGGUGGGCAACAACGGACAAACUGGAUGGUGGAUUGCUGAGGAAGAAUCCUUCGGGGAGAGUUGUCUCCUUUGGUGUCCAGGUCCUCGUGGUCGCUUGCCGGAGACUGGCUGGCAAUGGCGUGGCUACAUGAGUUGGUACGAGGUGGAUCUUCACGUGCUGCAGAAAGAUGCCGCACAGGACUUGGAACCGCACAGCUUGAUCUUCGCAGGGAAUUUGUUGUUGGAUGUCCUGGGGCAGACCUUUGUUUGUUGCCUCAAGGGUGCCGAGCUCAUGCUGAAUGAAUUCACUGCUAAGAUGACACAGUCAGGCGCCUCGGAGCACAGCGAGGUGCAGCUGCCGCCGCCUUCGCCGCCGCCCUCGCCGGUGGAGCUGCCGGAGGAGCCGGUGCUCUUCGUGGAGUCGGUGUUUCCACCGCCGCGAGAGGAGGUGAUUGAGCCUGAGAUCCAAGCGAUGGAAGAGGCCUCCGAGGAGCUGCUGCUGGAAGUUCGCCGUGCCAAGGAGAACUUCAUGGAGAGUUUCAAGGCACAUCUCAAUGCUCGAUGCACUCCCGAGGAGGAAGCGCAAAAAGAAGCAGAGUUGGCCAAGCAACACUUCUCGGAAGCCUUUGCCAGCAAGGCCGCCUCGCAACAGGAGCUGCCGUUGCGCCGCCAGGUGGCGGAGGACGAGCUGCACAGCAACGAGUUGGCGCAGCUGUUGCUGGCACAGCACCGCAGCAAGGUGGAAAAAGAAUUGCAGCAUCAGAGGCAACACCACGAGGCGGCUAUGGACAACAUCCUCUUGCAGGUCCAAGAACUGCAGAGGGAGCUAAGGGAGUCCUUGGAUGCGCGGCAAGCCACCGAAAUGGAGAAGAUGGAACUCAUGGAGAAUCACCGGAGAGAAGUGGAGGAGAUGCGGAGGAUGAAUGUGGAGGGUGGACAGGACGACGGCAUGCAGAGGAGGAACGCUGACCUCGAAGCGGAGAACGCGGAAUGCAAAGCCAAGUUGUCGGAAGCUGCCACGGCCCUGUGGAGCCAUGAGGCGGCCCUACAAGAAGCGUUGCAGGAGGCUUCGACUCUCCGCUCCGAGUUGCUGAACACCUCAGCGGCUGAGGAGGAAAUCACUUUGCUCCGUGAGGAGUUGGCGCAGCUCCGCAAUGAAGGCUCGGCAGGAGCCAGCAAUACCGAAGCGGAGCAGCAAAUGCAGGAAUUGGCGGACGACUACCAGCGCGCUCUGGCGGAUAUCAGCUCCUUGCGUGCCAUCUACGAUACAGAAAUCGAGGGGCUCACCGAGGAGUUGUCGCAAUGCAAAGCGGCGCAUGGCGAGGAGUUGGCGUCUCUGCAGGAACAGUUGCAGAGCGCCAAGGCUCAACAGGAAGCCGCUAAGAAGUCGCAAUCUCUGCAGGACGUCCUGUCCAAACGCGUUGUGCAGCUGGAAGCCAAGCUGCACCAGCAGGACAUGGAGAAAGAUGCCAUGAAGGAGGAGCUCGAGAAGUUGCGUCCCAUGGCCGCGGCCACGGCGGAGGUAGAACAGCGAGCCACCUCUGCAGAGGAGGUCCUGGCCACCACGGCUGCGAACUUCCAAGCGGCGGAGGCACGACAGCUUCAAGCUGAGGAGAUGGUGCGGCAGCUGAAGCAAAGGUGUCAGAGCCUGGAAGCUCAACUCUCCAAGAGGCCGGAGCAUUCAAUGUCUUUGAGAUCCGACCCGGCGCUGAUGAGCAGAGGAACGAAGCCGAUGACGAGGCCUGACCUCCCCAUCAAAUCUACGGGAAGCAUGCCGCCGAGCAAAGUACCUGUAACGAGGGUGGAGGGCCCGCUGGUGGGAUUCUCCUCUGCGCUAUCUCCCACUGCGCCCAACACGCCGCUGCUCGAGACACGAAAGGUGCUCGUGCAGCGGCCCAACGAGUGAAAUACGACCCAGCACAGCUGGGAAGAUCUUUGUACAUGUCAUAGGCUGCGGCUUCGCAGCUGAAGGAUCCAAAGAAAAGGC